AUGCUACGAUUAGAAGACAGCGGGACACCUGCUUUCCAUGUGCUGUGUCACUACAUACACUUUCCGGAGAGGAUAAAGCCCGGUCAGCUUAGCGGAACUGUACCUCUCCCUUCGUCGUCACCAGUCAACUUCACAACUUCUAAGACGAUAAAGCCUGAGGCUAAACAGGAACACGACGUUUCAGACCGUGACAAGCCCUUGGGCGGGCAGGUUAACUGGCCGGCCGGAGAUUAUAUGCUGCCCAUCGGAGGCCGUGGAGGUCAGGGCUAUUCGCUAUUUUCAGAAUCCUCGCCCUACUUGGACCAGCGAGGGGGACUCAGCGCCACUGUGGCAGAGGCCCUGGAAGAACUAAAAGAUCUCAAAUUGCUUCCUCGUAGUCAGAGCCGCUCUUCAAUUGGUAGGGUCAGAAAAUCAUACUCAAACGGGCGGGAUGAUUCACUAGACCUUGAGUCAUCUGCCUUGCUAGACUCAGAGCCUGAAGAGGAUUUCGCUCACUACAGGUGCCCACCCGGAUUCGAUCGUGUCAGCUUGAUGUUCGUAAAGUAUCCAUUGCUUUCUAAAGCUAAUUCCGAAGGUUUGUGGCAUAAUUUAUUCGUCGAACCUUCGAGGCGCCAGUUUGAACACCCGAAAACUCAACAGUUCUGCUGGCGCAGUCGAUUGCGCCUUGAAGACAUGAGAGGAUACGAGAGCAAUGUGACCAAAGCUCACGUCCCAUCUGCUUCUGCUGCCGCCCAAUCCACGUCUAAAUUCAACGAUACAUUUGCUUCCACUGUUGCCACAAAUAUCACCCAUAAGACGGUUGCAACGUCGCUGCCGAGCUCAACAGUGACUGGUGCUGAUUCGCUGACUCGAGGAUCGACGUAUCUGUCAAAAGUUGAUGAUAUGUUGCGUCUACUAAAUCUGGAACGCUUUGAGCGGAAA
Molecule: messenger RNA, 921 nt
Organism: Protopolystoma xenopodis
Lineage: Eukaryota; Metazoa; Platyhelminthes; Monogenea; Polystomatidea; Polystomatidae
Source: the annotation of a GenBank genome assembly